CUUUUUCGUAGGCCAGAUGACAACUCCCAUGCUUCAUUAUGUUGUUCGUUGUCAAAACACUCAAAUGAGAUAUGGUAAACCAACAGAGAAUGGUUAUUAUGAGAAACUAUCCACUGCCUUUCUUAAGCUAAGAGGAUCAGGUCGCUCUUGUCCUGGACUGUAUAAGCCUAAAUUGGUGCUAGAUGCUGCAAAUGGUGUUGGUGCUGCUAAAGUAGAAUUAUUAAAGCGUCAUUUAAAUGAUGCUUUGGACAUAGAGCUGAGAAAUGAUGGCAGUGAUGGCAUAUUAAAUUAUCAAUGUGGUGCUGAUUAUGUCAAGACUCAGCAGAAAUUUCCUAUAGAUGUAUCAGUUGAACCUGACUGCCGCUAUGUAUCAUUUGAUGGAGAUGCUGAUCGAAUUGUUUAUUACUUUAUUGAUAAAAAUAACAAAUGCGGCUCUUAUAGGUAGGGGGUGACAGCGGCAGGCCUG
Molecule: messenger RNA, 466 nt
Organism: Octopus sinensis (East Asian common octopus)
Lineage: Eukaryota; Metazoa; Mollusca; Cephalopoda; Octopoda; Octopodidae
Product: phosphoacetylglucosamine mutase-like
Exons: 5
Coding region: 17-445 (142 amino acids)
Biological process (GO): carbohydrate metabolic process; UDP-N-acetylglucosamine biosynthetic process
Molecular function (GO): phosphoacetylglucosamine mutase activity
Source: RefSeq, a predicted model, not a curated record